Cooperia oncophora is the source of this 486-nucleotide messenger RNA. The record is from the annotation of a GenBank genome assembly. NCBI's taxonomy places the organism in Eukaryota, Metazoa, Nematoda, Chromadorea, Rhabditida, Trichostrongylidae.
AUGUUAGAGUUAAGAAAUGCGCGAGCAACUGUUUUUAUUCAGACAGUGGUAGAUUACCUCACUAAGAAACACGAGGCCAAAACAGCAGCAGAAAUACCUGAUGCAGAGCGAGAAAAGAAUCGAAUCUUCUUCGAAGAGCAGGUAGUGCGAGCAAAACUCGCUCGUGGGCGGCAUCGUUUGCAUGGUGAAGAUGAUGAAAACGAUGCGAUGAUGAGGAAGUCGAAAGCGAGACGGCGACGAAGUCUGGAGGAUGUCGACUCUAUCCGGGAAAUGAAAAGCACUGGAGUGAAUACAGUUUCCGUUCGGCGAGCUUCUUCUGCCGAAGCUUUGACGAAAGCCUUUCCUAAGUCGACGUCGACCAGUGAUCUUACUGGGCCUUUCGAUGACGACGAAAGCAUCGAAAGGUUCGUCCGAGAGGAGCUUCGAAAAAUGGUCGAGGCUAGGGAAAAGGAAAAGCCAGCCAGUACAUUCGGUAAGAAUGUAUGA